Molecule: messenger RNA, 534 nt
Organism: Desarmillaria tabescens
Lineage: Eukaryota; Fungi; Basidiomycota; Agaricomycetes; Agaricales; Physalacriaceae
Exons: 2
Coding region: 1-534 (177 amino acids)
Source: RefSeq, a predicted model, not a curated record
AUGGUCGUCAAUCAUCAUCCCGCGACUCAGUGUGCGGCGUAUGUCCAGAAGACGCCUCUGACACAAUGUUGCACCUGUGAAGCUUGGCUUUGCGAUCAUGUCCCCAUCGAGAACCGAUAUCGUUCUGCGGAGUUAUGGAACGUUGUGGGCAAUUUCCCGGACGUCGAUGGCCCUUCCUCCAAUGUCAACGAGAUCCCCUUUUCCGACGACGCCAUCAACAAUGCAUACACGCCCAGUUUCAUGUCCUCUCCUUCCACCAAUUCCGACACCGACACCUUUCCCGUGUUAAGCACUGAGGCGCCUAUUUUCUCCCCGGCGUCUAUCAGUGGCGCACCAUCCGGUAUCCAAUCGGAUAUCACCCAGACCCAAGCUUACGCCUCCGACCAUCACUCUGUUCAAUAUCCGGACCAUCUCGUCAACUCCUAUGCUCCUCAGCCAGACGGCGACGCGGUAGAUGAGAAUUUAUAUUACCACGGCGAUCCGAACGUGAUGUACGGCGCGGCGCCUGACGCCUGGUCGGGCUCAUACGCUUAA